AUGAUCCGCCGCCGCCGCCGCUGGUCCACGCUGCAGUACCGCGAGCUGUUCAACACGCCGGUGCCGCGGCUGCAUGCCGUGCGCGACGCUCUGGUGGAGCAGAUGGAGGCGGGGCUGCGCUGCCAGCCCGGCGGCCUGAUGAUGCUUCCCUCCUACGUGGAUGUGCUGCCCAGCGGCCACGAGCAGGGGGACUGCUACGCAAUCGACCUGGGGGGCACCAACCUGCGGGUGGCGCACGUGCAGCUGGGGCAGGAGCGGGGGGCCACCCAGGCGGUGCACAUCAGGCGCGCAUGUGUUGUGGAGUGGCCCAUCCCCGAGGAGCACUACGACACCGACGGCGGCGGCCUGCUGCGGUACGUGGCCCGCUGUACCGCCGAGGUGAACUUCCGGGGGCGGUACCUGGUGGGGCAGGAUGUGGUGGCGGCGCUGCGUGCCGAGCUGGCGGCGGAGGGCCUGCCGGGGGCGGUGGUGCCGGCGGUGAUGAACGACACCGUGGCCACGCUGGUGGCGCUGCGGUACCGCGAGCCCGACACCCAGCUGGGCAUCAUCCUGGGCACCGGCACCAACUGCGCCUACCUGGAGCGCUCGGCGGCCGUCGGGAAGCUGCCCGCCGGCUUUGCGGGGCGCGGCGCCGCCAUGGUGGUCAACAGCGAGUGGGCCGACAUGCGCUGCGCCGCGCUGCCCGGGUGCCUGGAGGACCUGUGGGUGGACUGCAGCAGCACGCACCCGGGCAGCGGCCUGUUUGAGAAGCAGGUGUCGGGGCUGUACCUUGGUGAGGUGGCCCGCCGCAUACUGCUCAGGUGA
This is a messenger RNA of Chlorella variabilis, 804 nucleotides long. RefSeq lists its product as hypothetical. The transcript is spliced from 6 exons. Gene Ontology annotation, cellular component: mitochondrion; cytosol. Gene Ontology annotation, molecular function: fructokinase activity; D-glucose binding; ATP binding. Gene Ontology annotation, biological process: glycolytic process; intracellular glucose homeostasis; glucose 6-phosphate metabolic process. The record is from RefSeq and is a predicted model, not a curated record. The coding region runs from base 1 to 804 and encodes 267 amino acids. NCBI's taxonomy places the organism in Eukaryota, Viridiplantae, Chlorophyta, Trebouxiophyceae, Chlorellales, Chlorellaceae.